Molecule: messenger RNA, 1218 nt
Organism: Fusarium pseudograminearum CS3096
Lineage: Eukaryota; Fungi; Ascomycota; Sordariomycetes; Hypocreales; Nectriaceae
Exons: 3
Coding region: 1-1218 (405 amino acids)
Source: RefSeq, a predicted model, not a curated record
AUGCGUCUUGCUCUGUCUCUACAAUAUGUGUUAGGCUUUUUGCCGUUAGGAACUUGCAUACUGAGCCCUUUGCCACCUGACUACAAAAACGCAGCUGCUCAAUGGGCGUUUUUGUCAUACAAAAACCCUUCACUAGCAGUUCUACCCGGCCAUUUUAAUCGCUCAGUCUUUGUUCCAUUUACCAACAGUGAGGUUUCUGAUCCUUCGCUCGCUAAAGACCUGGACUACGUCAAUUCAACAAACUUUGUGGCCUAUGAUGAAAAGUUCUUCGAUCUUCUUGGGCCAGAUGCCAAGAUACGUCAAGUACAUCAGCUCCCCUUCCAAACCCAUGAAGCACCAUGUUACAAUCCUGUAACCAAGGAUCUCUUAUUCAUUGAGUGGGGACCGCCUGGAGGCGAUAACGGGUUCCAUGAUUGGCAAUAUCUGUUGAACACGGAGACGCACAAACUGCGUAAGAUCAAAACAGAUCCUCCAAUUCACAAUGUUCAUGGAUGCGCGGUCUUUGACGGAGACUACUAUGUCAUUACUGAUGGCAGUAGUAACGAGACUUCUUCUCUCAACAAGAUUACUCCCGAGUUGAAAAAGACUACUCUGCUUAACAAUUACUUUGGAUUACCAUUCUCGGGAUUUAAUGACAUGGAUGUCGACGACGAGGGUAACUUCUGGAUAACCGAUGAUCACUAUGGAUUUGGAGCUGGGGUUGUCAAGUAUACGCCCCCAACGCUGUCGACUGUCUAUUUCGUCAACAAAACCACACUUCGACCCCGGCCUUUCCAUACCACCAACGGCCAAGCUAAUGGCAUCACAUUUCACAAGGGACAAGACAAAAAAGGUACAAUCUACAUCUCCAACACAGCAGCAUCUCAGCCUGGACCUGCUCCCCACAAACUCAACUCUUUCGGUCCCCGAAAACUCACAUCCUUCGAUGUGUCCUAUCCUGGGGCUAUUACAUCAAACAAGAAACUGUUAAGCGUUCCAAUCGCCUUUGUGUACGAUGGAAUUAAAGUCUCUAAAAACGGUUGGGUGUUUGCGGGUUCUGGUAAUGGAGUGGAUGUGAUUGACCCGCGAAGUGGUGAGGCUAUAGGAGCAAUUCGUGUCGGUGGUGGCGACUAUAUUGCUGUUAAUGUGGCAUUUGUGGAAAAGGAAAUGUGGAUUGUUGGGGCGGGAGGUAUUUGGCAAGUGACAGGCUUCAAGGAAACUCUAGCUAGAGGCUUUUAG